Messenger RNA from Hippocampus zosterae (dwarf seahorse), 9975 nucleotides. RefSeq names its product laminin, alpha 2 (gene lama2). Gene Ontology annotation, biological process: axon guidance; cell adhesion; regulation of embryonic development. The coding region runs from base 100 to 9846 and encodes 3248 amino acids. The record is from RefSeq and is a predicted model, not a curated record. The transcript is spliced from 73 exons. Lineage: Eukaryota; Metazoa; Chordata; Actinopteri; Syngnathiformes; Syngnathidae. Gene Ontology annotation, cellular component: basement membrane. Gene Ontology annotation, molecular function: signaling receptor binding; extracellular matrix structural constituent.
AGAGCGGAAGGAGGAGGAAGAGGAGGAGUGCAAAGUUCGCCUCAACUCCUGGUCACAUUGGCGCGCCGGCUCCUCCAAAAACCUCACACCGGGACAAACAUGACGCGGGCCGGGCUGGUGCUCCUCGCCGCGUUGCUAUGGCAAUGCGGCCAAGCGCAGCAAAGAGGUUUAUUCCCGGCGGUUUUGAACUUGGCUUCCAUGGCGGAUAUUUCAACCAACGCUACAUGUGGUCUAUCUGGUCCAGAGAUGUUCUGUAAACUAGUAGAGCACGUACCAGGUCAGCCUGUAACAAACGCACAAUGUCGAAUCUGCAAUCAGAACAGUGCGAAACCACUCGAGCGUCACCCCAUCGAAUACGCCAUCGACGGGACGAACCGUUGGUGGCAAAGUCCCUCCAUCAAGAAUGGAAUGGAGUACCACUAUGUGACUAUCACACUGGACUUGAAACAGAUUUUCCAGAUAGCCUACGUGAUCAUUAAGGCUGCCAACUCGCCUCGCCCGGGAAACUGGAUUUUGGAGCGCUCGAUAGAUGGCGAGACCUAUGAGCCGUGGCAGUUCUUCGCCCUCACAGAUACAGAGUGCCUGACCAGAUUCAACAUGAAUCCCAGGACAGGACCUCCGUCAUACACCAAAGACGAUGAAGUUAUCUGCACAUCUUUCUAUUCUAAAAUCCAUCCUUUGGAGAACGGAGAGAUCCACACGUCGUUAAUCAAUGGGCGUCCCAGUGCGGAUGACCCGUCCCCGACCCUGCUGAACUUCACCUCGGCCCGCUACAUCAGGCUGGUGUUUCAGAGGAUCCGAACGCUCAACGCAGACCUCAUGACGCUGACACUUCAUGACCCCAGAGAUGUCGAUCCCAUCGUGACGAGACGGUACUACUAUUCCAUUAAGGAUAUUUCAGUGGGAGGGAUGUGCAUCUGUUAUGGUCACGCAAAGGCUUGUCCACUCAACAGUUUCACCAAGAAGUUCAGCUGCGAAUGUGAACACAACACAUGCGGCGAAAGCUGCGAUCGUUGUUGCCCCGGUUACCACCAACAAGCCUGGAUGGCAGGAACCUUUGUCACUCGACAUGUUUGUGAGAAGUGCAACUGCCACGGGAAGGCUGAUGAAUGCUACUUUAAUCAGACUGUAGCAGACCGAUCACUCAGCCUGGACGUCCACGGCCAAUACCGAGGGGGUGGAGUGUGUAUUUCAUGCCGUGACAACACAGAUGGCAUCAACUGUCAGAGCUGUGUUACCGGGUACUACAGACCUGCGGGGGUGAACGCCGAGGAUGAGAACCCCUGCACGCCUUGCUCAUGUGACCCGCAUGGUUCUAACGGGCAAACCUGUGUUGAAGACUCAAGCCGGGCGACGCCUUCUCAGCCACCAGGGUCAUGCCGCUGUAAGGACGGGUUUGGCGGCCUGCGAUGUGACAGGUGUGCCGUUGGUUACAUGGGCUACCCAGACUGUCAGCCGUGUAACUGCAGCAUCGACGGAAGCAGCAACAGUGACCCGUGUACUUCACCCUGCAUGUGCAAGGAAAAUGUGGAAGGAGAGAAUUGCGGCCGCUGCAAGCUCGGUUUCUACAAUCUCCAGCGCGACAAUCCUCGCGGCUGCGAGAAAUGCUCUUGCAUGGGCGUCGCGACCCGGUGCUCUGCCUCCGCGUGGGUUUAUCAGAAUGAGAGCACGCUGACUGGCUGGCACCUGAGCGGAGAUUCGGGGCGGAUCGUUUGGCCUAUUCACAGAGAGACACCUCGGUAUCUAAACGUCCACCAUGCAGAUGUGGUGGACAACCUUGGCUCCGCUUACUACUGGAAUGCACCUCAAUCAUACUUGGGCAAUAAGCUCCUAGCCUAUGGAGGGACCAUGGUCUACACUGUGUCUUACACUAUUGAUCAGCAGGACCAGAUUAUUAGAGUCACUUCGGAACCAGACCUAAUCAUUGAGGGCAGCGGGAUCAAGAUUAUAGACAGACGGUACGGACGACCCGUGUAUCCGUCCUCACCGAGCGUCAAUAGCAUCGCUCUCCUUCCUGAAAACUUCCUGGUUUCAGACACUGCUCAGCCAGUCAGUCGCAGGGAUUUCAUGACCGUCUUGGCAAACAUGACCAGAUUGAUGGUCAGAGCCUCUUACAGUACAGAACCCAGUGCUGUGUACAGACUGCACUUAUUCUCCAUGCAAGUAGCUUAUCCCUUUGCCCAAGGAGAGCGGAAAGCAUCGGCUGUUGAAAUGUGCUCUUGUCCACCCGGUUAUGCCGGAACAUCAUGUGAGGCUUGUGUUGCUGGAUUCCGAAGAGUGGGUGGAAACCUGUACAACGGAGUGUGUGAAGUGUGUCAUUGUCACGGCCAUUCUGAACAAUGCCACCAAAUCACAGGGCACUGCCUGGACUGUUCCCACCACACCACAGGCCCCCAUUGCGACACCUGCCAACCUGGGUACUACGGCAAUGCCACUCACGGGUCAGCGACAGAUUGUCAGCCCUGCGCCUGCCCUCUCAACAUGCCAAGUAACAAUUUCAGCCCAACUUGCCACCUUGGUGAGGGAGGAGACCUGCUGUGUGACCGGUGCCAGCCUGGAUACACCGGACCAAGAUGUGACAGUUGCUCCAACGGGUAUUACGGCCAGCCCACUGUCCCAGGAGGUUCCUGCCAGCCCUGCGAUUGCCACGGUAACCUGGACCUGUCGACACCCGGCAGCUGCGAUCCAAUCACAGGCCAGUGUCUGCAUUGUCGACAUGGUUACGGUGGCGUGGCCUGCGACAGCUGCCAUGACGGAUUCUUUGGAGAUGCCAUCACGGCGAAAAACUGCCAGCCCUGUCAGUGCCAUAUUAAUGGCUCCGUCUCGGAAGUCUGCGAUAAGCAGAGCGGGCGGUGCCAGUGCAGAGAAAACGUGGUUGGACGCCAGUGUGACGACUGCAUGCCUAAUUACUGGUGGGAUGCCGAGCGUCACAUGUGCACGGCCUGCCGCUGCACCCACCUGGGCUCCGUCUCUCAACGCUGCGACGUUGAGGGCCGCUGCACCUGUCGCCCGGGAUUCGCGGGCAUGCGCUGCGACCAGCGUCGUCGCCAAGGUUACGAGAGGCGGGAGACGCGGCGCCCGGUGGAGCGCGUCCCCGUGGAGGCAGUACAGCGAAGAUGGGGCAGCCCAUCUCGCACCGGGGGUUGUCCUAGGGGCGCGUACUGGCCCAGUGCAGCGGCUCAGACGUACGGCCUGGCCACGGGGGGACAGUGCGUGCCGUGUCACUGUAACUCCUUUGGCUCCAAGUCGUUUGACUGCGACGAAAACGGUCAGUGUCGGUGCCAGCCGGGAGUCAGCGGACCCAAAUGUGACCGCUGCUCACGAGGAUUCUUCAACUUCCAGGAGGGAGGCUGCACGCCGUGUCACUGCAGUCACGUGGGUAAUAAUUGCGACGCCAACACGGGACAGUGUAUCUGUCCUCCAAACACGCUUGGCGAGAGGUGCGACCGCUGCGCCCCCAACCACUGGGGCCACGAUAUCGUGACCGGAUGCAAGGAGUGCGGCUGUAGCGCGGUGGGUUCAGUGACGCUGCAGUGUAACGUCAACACAGGCUGCUGCCGUUGCCAUGACUCCUUCAGAGGAGAGAAAUGUAACGAAUGUCAGUUGGGCUACAGAGACUUUCCUCAGUGCACCUCAUGCGAGUGUAACAUCUCCGGAUCGGAAAGUGAGACUUGUGACUUUGAGCGAGGAAUUUGUGCCUGCGCCGAUCGAACUGGGAAGUGCGGCUGCAAGGAAAAUGUAAUGGGACACCACUGCGACCGUUGCAAGCCCAACACUUUCGGAUUGUCGCUGCAAAAUCCGCUGGGCUGCAGCAACUGUUAUUGUUACGGCCUGACGCAGUCCUGCACUGAGUCGCAAGGACUGGUCAGGAUGUGGCUAACGCUGAGGCCAGAGCAGACGGUUCUUCCCCUGGUGGAUAAAAGCAGCAUUGUUGAGACCAAAACAGGAGUAAGCUUCCAACACCCGGAGAUCCUCGCAAACUCCGAGCUGGUCACCACAGUUCUUUCUGAGCCGUAUUACUGGAAGCUACCGCAACAGUUCCGAGGCUCCAUGAUCACAGCAUACGGUGGGAAGUUGAAAUAUGCCGUGUACUACGAGGCCAGAGACGAAACUGGGUCCUCCUCGUAUGAGCCCCAGGUCAUCAUUAAGGGCGGAGCGAACCACAACAUCGUAAUGACACGCCAAGUAGCGGGACUCCAGAUUGGUCAGCUCACACGGCACGAGAUUGACAUGACGGAGCACGAGUGGAGGCACGCCGACGGACGGCCAAUGACGCGGCGGGAUUUCAUGGAUGUUUUGUUCUAUGUGGACUACGUCCUUAUCAAGGCAUCACAUGGCAACCAGAUGAGACACAGCCGUAUUUCCGAGAUAAGUCUCACUGUGGCAGAAGCAGGUAUACCCAACAGAGAGAACGAGAAAGCCUACCAAAUAGAAAAAUGCGACUGUCCAGUCGGAUACUCUGGACUGUCUUGUGAGGAGUGCGCGGCAGGUUUCUACCGCCUUCGCGGCGGCUCGCAGGCAUCUGCUCCGGCCUCCAGAGUCCCCACUGCUGCGGGCAUGGGCAGCUGUGUUCAGUGCCAGUGCAGCGGCCACUCGACCACCUGUGACCCUGACUCCUCCAUAUGCCAGAACUGUCAAGACAACACAGAGGGGGAUCACUGCGAGCGCUGCGCUCCGGGAUUCUACGGCGUGGUCCGAGGAUUCCGUGACGACUGCAAACCUUGCGCCUGCCCCCUUACUAAUCCUGGGAACAAUUUUAGUCCAUUCUGCGUCACCGAAGGCUAUGAUGACUACCGUUGCACAGCCUGUCCUGAGGGAUACGAGGGGAAAUAUUGCGAAAGGUGUUCCACCGGUUACUAUGGUAACCCUCAGAUACCUGGUGGGCGAUGCGAGGAGUGUAAGUGUUCCCCGUGGGGGGCCUUGCCCGAACCAUGUGACACUGUCACUGGCCAAUGCCAGUGCACGUUCGGGGCCUCGGGGAGGUCUUGCGACCAGUGCAUGGAAAGGCAUGUGUGUGGACCAUCUGGGAUCAUCUCGUGCGACGACGAGUGCACAGGUCUGCUGAUUAGCGACAUGGACCGCCUGUAUCGCAUCGUCACCGACAUCACGCUGACCACGCCCCUGCCGCCACCUUACAAGAUCCUGUACCGCUUUGAAAACAUGACCGAAGAACUCAAGCACAUGCUGUCACCUCAGAAAGCUCCGGAGAGAUUACUCCAGCUGGCCGACUCCAACUUGGGAUCGCUGGUUGUCGAGAUGGACCAACUACACAGCAGGGCAACUAAGGUGUCUGCUGAUGGAGAACAAGUGGAAGAUGAUGCCAACAGAAUUGAAAAGCGAGCCGAGGUCCUGGAGAAGUUCGUCAGGGACGCGCUACUGGGAGCUCAAGAUCUCCAGUCCAAAGCUGACGAGUUGAACCGGAUGCUGGCGCGCAAAGACGGAACGCCGGAAAAAAGUUUGAAGGAGAUGAAGGACGAGAUUCAGGCCAUGUUAGCUGAGAUGAGGAAACGUCAGCUGGGAGGGAAACGCCUCAUUGCUGAGGAGGAGAUGGAUUUAGCAGAAGAGUUGUUCCAAAGAGUGACGAGGAUGUUUGGGAUUCCUCACCAGGCCACAGAAGACCUCAAAGCGGAGAUAAAAGCCAAGAUGUCAGACCACGAGGGCAAACUUCAGGAGGCUCAAGAACUUCUUCACUCCGCUCGCGAGAAAACCAGGCAGGCUGGCUUGCUAGCUGGACACAACCAAGCCAACCUCACAUUCUUGGAGGGGAGGCAUGCGGCGGUCCUCGGGGUCAAACGAGAAGCAGAAAAGGUCAUGGGGGAAGCGGAAAACCUCCUGGAUGAUGCCAACCAGCUUUCGGACAACAUCAAUGAAGAGUUAGAGGAUGCAGAGGAGAUGAGAAACCAACUCGGUCCUCUCAACGACCAGCUGGAUGACAAAGUGCGGCACCUGAGCGACGGUUUGAGCGGCGGCGGCCUGGCCCAUCGCGUUCAUGCCGCCGAGGAUCACGCCCAACAGCUGAAGGAAUCCGCCACCAUUCUGGAUGGGAUCUUGGCCGAAGCGAAGAACCUCUCCUUUAAUGCGACGGCCGCCUUCAAAGCCUACACAAACAUUAAAGCGAACGUGGAAGAAGCAGAGAAAGAGGCGAAGGCGGCCAAGCAGACUGCGUCGGAAGCGCUGGCGAUGGCUUUAGGCCCAGAGAUCCCCGUGAAGGAGGAAGCUCAAGGUGCCCUUCAGAAGAGCCUCAAGCUGCUCAACCACGCUAAGCAACUCCAUAAUGAUGUCAAAGACAAUGCCGCCAGUGUGUCCGGACUGAAGGGCAGAGUAAAAUCCGCCCGAGACAGAACCAAAGACCUGCUCAGAGCCAUCAAUGGAACCGCCACAACACUCGACGCCAUGCCCGAUGACACGGCCGCCAAGCUGACCGCAACAAGGGCCGUGGCCGCUGAGGCAAACGCGACAGCCCUCGACGUCCUGGAGCGCCUCGCGACCUUGAACCUUCAGGUCAAAGGCAUACAGAAGAACUUCAGCCAGUUGGCCCACGCGGUCCGCGUCGCCAACAAGAUGAUUCAGGACCCGGAGAAAAACAUCCACGCGGCCGGCGCUAAAGUGAAGGAUUUAGAGGACGAAGCUGAUCGACUCCUGGAGAAGCUGAAGCCGAUCAAAAAGCUGGAGGACAACUUGAGACGAAACAUCUCCCAGAUCAAGGAACUGAUUACCCAAGCCAGGAAGCAAGCCAACUCGAUUAAAGUGUCUGUGUCGUCCGGCGGCGACUGUCUGCGGAGUUACCGCCCUGAUAUCAGGAAGGGCAGGUACAACACCAUCAUUCUUCACGUCAAGACCACCACGCCUGAUAAUUUGCUCUUCUACCUGGGUUCAGCCAAAUAUGUUGAUUUCUUGGCCCUGGAGAUGCGCAAGGGCAAAGUGUAUUUCCUUUGGGACGUGGGUUCAGGGGUGGGACGAGUAGAGUAUCCCCAUCUCACCAUCCACGAUGGCAACUGGCACAGAAUAGAAGCUUCUCGUAACGGAUUGAACGGGACCAUAUUAGUGUACCCCCUCGAAGGUCCGAGGGCCGGUUUCGUGCCAAGCCCAAACAGCGCCAACUCGCCAGUAACCUACACCAUCCUGGAUGUGGACCAGAACGCGUACCUGUUUGUGGGCGGGAUACUCGGCACCAUCAAGAAAGCGGAUGCCGUGAGGACGACGACGUUCGCGGGCUGCAUGGGGGAAACCUUCCUUGACGGUAAACCCAUUGGACUUUGGAACUACAGGGACAGGCAGGGAGACUGUAAAGGAUGCGUCGUCAGUCCCCAGGCGUCAAACGGUGAAGGGACUGUCCAGCUGGACGGCGAAGGAUACGCCGCCGUGGCACGACCCACAAGAUGGAACCCGAAUGUUUCCAGUGUCACGUUCAAGUUCCGAACAUUCGCCUCCGACGCACUGCUCAUGUAUCUGGCAACUGACGAUAUGAAAGACUUCAUGUCCUUGGAGCUGGCAGGGGGCAAAGUGAAGAUGAACUUCGAUCUGGGCUCGGGAGUCGGCAGCGUCAUCUCGGCUCACCGUCAAAACGACGGCCGCUGGAAAUCCCUCACCAUGUCUCGCAACAAGAAACAAGCCACGGUUAGCAUCGUGGACAUUGACUCCAGUGCCGAAGAGAAGAUAGGGGCGACAUCUCUGGGGACGGCCACCGGGCUCAACCUCAAGGAGAAGCAGAGCAUUUAUUUCGGAGGUCUGCCUACCAUUGGAAACUACAGGGCGGAGGUCAUGCUGAAGCGCUAUGUCGGCUGCCUUCGGGAGAUUGAAGUAUCCCGAACUCCGUAUAAUCUCCUCAGUAGCUCUGAUUACACCGGGGUUACCAAAGGAUGUAAUGUCGAGAACUUAUACACAGUCAGCUUCUCCAAGCCGGGAUAUGUGGAGCUGGCUGGGUUCUCCCUGGCGGCCGGCACUGAAAUCAGCCUGUCGUUCAGCACCCAGGUGGACACCGGCACCCUUCUCUUAGCCGUGGGUGGCCCACCGCCCAUCGGCCAACAGGUCCGUAACAAGAAUGUCAUCUUUAAGAGGAAACGCCGACAAUCGGGAGAGCCCUUCCUCUCUGUGAUGCUGAACAAAGGCUCCCUGGAGGUGUUGGUGUACACGGGCAGCCACAGUGUGCGUCGAGUCAUCAGGCGGCCCGAGCAAGGCAUCCUGAGUGACGGCAGAGAGCACUCGCUGCGCAUCGAGAGAUUACCUGGCAGAUCUUUUGCCGUUCAAGUGGACGAGGAGGCAAAGAGGGAGUCUCCGCUUCCUAAUGACCAGCCAAUCGUCUUGCACCGUUUAUUCCUCGGCGGUAUUCCCGCGGAAGUGGAGCAGACGUCCAACAGAGCCAACGUCCCAUUCCAGGGAUGCAUCUGGAAUCUCAUGGUCGACUCUGUUCUGUCAGACUUCUCCCAGUCGGUGUCCUUUGAAAACGCCGAAAUCGGACAGUGCCCCAGCCUUGCCCCGCUUCUUCCUCUUCCCUAUCCUACAGAAGAGGCUAAGAAGGAAGAGGACGCGUCCAAACCGCACCGGCCGGCACCCGCUCCCGCAGUUGUUACUUCGCCUCCGGAACUUCCUGCCGAGCCCACGGCAAUUGUCGCGCCUGCUGCAACACCUACUUCUGCCGAAGCCUCGCCCACUGCUGACACGGACUCGUGCCCCUCAGCUGUUGCCCCUGUGGCACUGGACAAAUCCUACCAGUUCGGGCUGGGCAGAAACAGUCACAUGAGCUUCACCUUCGAUGACGCCAAAGUGAGAGAAAGGUUGGUUUUGGAGUUUGAGCUGAGGACACGGGAGGAGUCGGGACUGGUGCUGUACAUGGCCAGAAUCAACCACGCCGACUUUGUCUCCAUUCAGAUCAAAGAUGGACAGGUGUGCCUGGGUUAUGACCUCGGUCACGGCAACACGUCUGGAUGCGUCCCCUUCUCCAUCAACGAUGGCAACUGGCAUAAGAUCCGUGUAACUCGCAGCAAGCAGAGAGCUCUCCUGAUGUUGGAUGGUCGAUACAGUAAACAGAUGAUUAGCCCCAAAAAGGCGGACUUGCUGGACGUGGUGGGAAUGCUGUAUGUUGGUGGUCUACCGCACAACUACACCACCAAGAGGAUCGGACCGAUUCUUUACAGCAUCAGCGGGUGCCUGCGGCGCUUAAAGAUGGGGGGAGGUCCCGUCAGCACAAAAGCUGCCGCACCGGGUCGUACCGAGGCACUUACUGAAGACUUUAAGCUUGACAUGUCCGCGCCGACCUCCAGUCACAUGGUCGGAAAAUGCUUCGCUGCCACCGAACAAGGAACUUAUUUUGACGGAACUGGAUUUUUGAAAGCAGUGUCCAGCUACAGAGUUGGUCUCGACGUGUCCAUUGAAUUGGAGUUCCGAACCAGCAGAACUAAUGGCGUCCUUUUGACCAUCAGUAACCAAGGCAAUGAUGGUCUUGGUCUGGAGAUUGUUCAGGGCCAGCUGCUAUUCCACGUGGACAACGGCGCCGGACGGAUCACGGCGCUGCACGUGCCCGACGGCGACGGCUUCUGUGAUGGCCAGUGGCACUCUGUCCUCGCCAACAAGGUUCGCCACAGGGUGGAGCUGCUGGUAGAUGGGAAGCGGAGCCAAGCUCAGAGUUCCAAUGCGCGCUCCAACACCUGCGAUACCAACGACCCCAUCUAUGUGGGAGGCUACCCGGACGGCGUUCGUCAGGUAGCUCUGUCUGGCCGCACGUCCUUCAGAGGUUGCAUGAAGAACCUGAAGAUCACCAAAGCCUCAAAGGUCAUGGAGGUGCACUUCAACAAGGCUCUGGAAGUCAAAGGGGUUCAACCGCUCUCGUGUCCCAACUUUGCUGCCUAACAACCCGCCCUUGAAGCGACUUCCCAUUUUCCCUUCGCUGUUCAAUUUACUCUUGGUAGAGGGUUUGGAUACUGACUUUGAUGCAGCUUGAUUUCAGCCUGGUACAAUAAAUACUGUUCAUGGCUCCUU